AUGAGGGGAUUUGCCCUAUUCCUGGUGCUCGUGAGCUUCAUCGCUCUCCUGAAUGGGAGGGUGGUCGAUUUCACCACCACGCUCAACAACCUCUCACUUCCGCUUGUCGAUGGACUUGAUAAAUUCGAUGAACCCGUGGGCACUGAUGAUGCGCAUGAUUUCUAUCCACCUGUACCCGCGUCAGGUCUAGAUUGGGACCCAGCAGUGCUCGCUAACGACGAGCUAUGGAAGGAAUAUGUCGACAAGGGCGAACACAACCUUUGUCUCAUGCGGGCGACAGACGAGGGUGCCGCGGCUCUGAUCACGGACAAUCCCACGCCGAACACGGCGAAAAGCCCUUUCCGCGGUAAUCUGAAGAACGCGCUGAAACGCUGGGGCUGGAAUCAACGAGCCUACGAGACAUGGUGGGAAUGCGACUUCGACCGUCAAGAAAUGACUGCGACGUUCGAGGGCCUUGGGAUUAAUCCUUAUCCAGCCGUCGACGAUGAAGAGCAGCCAACUGAUGACGGCCACAAUGAGUGCUUUUCAAUCGUGCAUUACAACCCGUCUCAGUUCGUUGAUCCUGACUCCCCAUAUCCCGUUAUGACGCCUGUUACCGAGCAACAAUACCAGGUUGAUGGAAAUUGGAAGAGGGCUACGGGUGCAUACUUUGAGUUUGCCGUCAACAAAGUCGACGGAGCUAUCUUCGGACGAACGCUCAACAGCCCAACACACGCCGUCCUGGACGACAAAACAAGCUGGGGAAGAGCAGCCUCACCAGGCGAGCUUCCAGAACUGCGCCACGCCUCAGAUAUCUUCUGGGGCUACUGGUACCGCGAUAAUCCGAACUACAGGAAUCUCCGUUACUACGGUGCCAACACUGUCAUCAACGAGCACACAGUUCUUCUUGCUGCACGCGCCCUCCACAAUGCUGGGGAGACUCUGUCCGGCUGGCCAGGAGCGACCUUUGCAACAGACACUGACGAAGGCAAGGCACUGAUAGCAUCGCCGAUUGGUAACACGAUUGUCAAUUUGCUGGUUCGGCGCAAAGCUGAGCUAGGAAUAAAAUACAUCACCAAGGUGACCAUUGUGUCGACGGACAAUCCGAAGAAGAAGGGGCCUGGCUCCCUGAAAGACGUUCUGCAUGUGAUCUUUCACAUCGAGGACUACCAAGAAGAGGAAGAGCUGGGGAUUGAAGUGAAGGUAGAAGCAGAAGGACCUGGGAAAAGGGAGAUUGUGGAUGACGAUAUGAACGCGACGCCCGAGAUGGCGUAUACGGACUGGACGCCAGCAACACCGUGCUCCAACGAGCUCUGGAACAGAUACAUUGCGAAAGGGAACCGUUUUUCGUGUCUGUUCCCCUUGAGCGACCAGGACGCUGGAGUGGCAAUUGGGGAUGCAAGACAGCCGCCGUCUGCGCGCAGUGCUUGGCCCAGGGACUUGAACGGUAAAUGGUAUCGCCGACUGCACUAA
This is a messenger RNA of Dothidotthia symphoricarpi CBS 119687, 1452 nucleotides long. RefSeq lists its product as uncharacterized. The transcript has 5 exons. Lineage: Eukaryota; Fungi; Ascomycota; Dothideomycetes; Pleosporales; Dothidotthiaceae. The record is from RefSeq and is a predicted model, not a curated record. Bases 1 to 1452 code for a protein of 483 amino acids.